This is a messenger RNA of Cuscuta europaea, 371 nucleotides long. The record is from the annotation of a GenBank genome assembly. Lineage: Eukaryota; Viridiplantae; Streptophyta; Magnoliopsida; Solanales; Convolvulaceae.
GGAUUACCAACGGAGAGAUGCGGAUGCGAUGUCCGACGCGCAACUACAACAACUAUUGGUCCAUCAAGAUGGACGCUUUUAUCAACAACAUGACAUCCCCGACAUUAAGGAAGAGUUCGAGGAUGAGGACAUGGAAGAGGAGGAUCCGGCGACGGUCGAACACGAACAAGGCAGCUCUCAAACCCCGGACGAUGACACCAACAACGAGGAUGAGGCUGGUUCAUCCCAACCCGAUACUAGCUUGGGGAUUUCCGGAGGAUACGACGGCGCUGAUAGGCAUAUUAAGGCUCGUCGCCCCGUGGAGUAUGCGAAAUUAAAAGACAAGGGGAAGCAAACUCAAAUAUCGAGGUUUGCAUCCGGUCAACCCUAUG